Molecule: messenger RNA, 5781 nt
Organism: Hemiscyllium ocellatum (epaulette shark)
Lineage: Eukaryota; Metazoa; Chordata; Chondrichthyes; Orectolobiformes; Hemiscylliidae
Gene: golim4a
Product: golgi integral membrane protein 4a
Exons: 14
Coding region: 404-2227 (607 amino acids)
Cellular component (GO): Golgi membrane; Golgi apparatus
Source: RefSeq, a predicted model, not a curated record
AGUGGAGGUGACACGUAAGACGGGAGAUUGGGGAAAAGGCCUGGAAGUUUUCAUUGCUGGGAGGCUAAAAGACAAACAGUACUUUAUUGUUGCAGAGCUGUGUUCCAGCAUAGGGCUCGGUGCAACUUGACAGACCAGAAAGCGGUCCACGGUCUCUGCCUAUUCCUAAAAUUGGAUCGGAGACUUUUUUUUAAGAACUUGAACUUUGCAACUUGUAACCUGGAAAGGAUUUUGAGCGAGAAAAAGCAGUUAAAGUUGCAGGCGCGCCUCUGCCCAAGUGAGUGCCGCAGCCUGUUGUGCCCCUGAUUCAUUAAACAUUGAAUCGGGAAAGGGGGAACCCCCUCCCCCCGAAUUCUUCGCUUUGGAGCCGUCAAGAAGGCGUCCAGCUAGAAACGGGAGGAAUAUGGGGAACAGUAUGUGUUCCAGGCGACAGAAAAAGAUUUUUCAAACUUUGUUCUUCCUUACAAUAGUUUUUGGGUUUCUUUAUGGUUUGUUGUUAUACUACGAGAUGCAUAAUCAGUUAAAGAAGGCGGAAACACUGGCGUCGAAGUACCAACAGCAUCAAGAGGCGUUAUCUGCACAGUUGCAAGUUGUUUAUGAACAUAGAUCAAGAUUAGAAAAAUCACUACAAAAAGAAAGAAGUGAACAUAAAAAAGCAAAGGAAGAUUACUUGGUUUAUAAGUUAGAAGCGCAGGAAGCCUUAAACAAAGAAAAACAAGAUUCCAGUAACCGAUACAGUGCACUUAGUAUCCAACACAAAAUGAUGAAGAAUCAACAUGAAGAUCUGCGAAAACAAUAUAGUGACCUACAUGAGGAACAUCUAAGACUUGGAGAGGACCACAAUAGAGCAAUGAGUGAGCACAACCGGCGAUACCUCAGCCUUCAACAAACUAAGGAGCAGGAGAUUUCUAAACUGAAGGAGAAUAUUUACAAUCUACUUGAAGAGAACAAAAAGUUGAGGAAAGCUCAUCAGGAUGUCCAUGUUCAACUCCAGGACGUGAGGCAAAUGCAUAAAAACUUAUUGUUGCAACAUGACCAGCUACAAGUGACUUUAGAAGACCACAAGCACUCAUUAUCAGCUGCACAGGCUCAGGUGGAAGAAUAUAAGCAACUAAGAGAAACCUUGAACAAAAUGCCCAGCCUAAGACAAACUGAACAAAAGCCACCUUCCAAUGCAGAGAAAUCUCAGCAAGGUGUUGCUGAGCCCUUGCAAUAUCACAAUAAACUGGGAGCACGAGACCAGAUCGCAUAUAGAAGUGAAGGUAACCAGCAUAAUGAGAAUAAAGGUGUGCAGCUACAUGGUAAUCUCAUGAAGAAUGAUGACACUAAAAUAAGAGAAGAUAAUGAAAAAGUAGAAGAUAGACAAUAUACUCAGCAUGAAAACUGGCAAAGGAAUGAUCAUCAAGCACACUCAGAUUUGCAUAAUCAAGAGUAUGAAUCACAGGAGCACCAUCCCGAAUGGGAACAGGAAGAAAAAGAAGAUCCGACAGUGGACCACACAGAGCUCCAUCGGCAACAUCAUGAGGAAGAAGAAACUGAACAUCAUUUGAUUCAAAAUCAGGACAAUGAAAAUUACCACACAGAGGAACAAGACCCAGCCAGAGGCAGUCCUACUGAGAUAACCAUGAAGCACAAAUCCCCUUAUGAGGAACAGUUGGAACAGCAACGUCUAGCGGAGCUACGGGCAGAAGAAUCACGCAAACUGAAAGAAAGACAAGAUGCACUACACGAACAGAGACUGAGGGAAUACAUGGAUCGACAGGAACGCCUCCAGCAAGAAGCAGAACGGAAAGAAGAGUUGUUGCGAGAAGAACAAUUAAGGAAGCAGUCAGUUUUUAAUCACGAAGAUGCUGCUGAAGGUGGUGAUGAAAGAGAUGUGCAUGAAGAGGAGGAAGAGGAUGAAAACAAUCCACAUGAGGAACCUGAAGAUGAGGACCCAGAAAUAGAAAAUGAGGAGCAGCACACAGAACACGAGAAUAUGAAUGAACAGCUUGGUGGAAAUCCUGAUCAACAGGAAGAUAAUCUAGAUGAACAAUACCAGGAUGAGGGAGAGGACGAGAUUGAUAAGAAAGAAGGGGAUCCUAACAAACAAGAACAAGAGGCAAUAGCUGAUGAAACCAAUCAGGAAGGGGAGAAAGAAGAUGAAAAUUAUGAAGAGGAGGAGGAGGAAGAAGAAGAAGACAGAGAUGACCCUGCUGCAAGGACGAAUCGGCGGGCAGAGAUGUGACAUUCUUACAAUUAGCUUUAUAAUGAUUUUGUUUCAUUAUCCAAUUUGAUUUGUUUGACCCACAAUAUUUUAAAGGAACUUCUACAUAAAGAUAUAUAAUGUAUUUUUCAGGUUAAUUUAAGUUUGGACAUACUUAAAGAUAAAGUAUUAAAACCCUUUAAAUGCAUCUGCUUCCUGAUUGUAAUUUGUAAUAUGUUCAAUGUGAAAGAGUCCUCAAAAGUUCAUAGAACACUUUUUUUGAAUUGUAAAAUGUUCAGUCAUGUUUGUUUGAGGCAUUUUGGAACUCCUACAAAAAUAUUUUUUCAAUGGAAAGUCAAUUAUAACGUAAGCAAUUCUUGAACGCGUCUGAAGUUCAUCAAAGCCUAUUUUCAAAUGAGUGAUAUUUAUCAUUAUGAUUAGAUGUUAAUUUGUAAACAUAACUAAUCAUGUAAGAAGCACUGCUCUUAGGCACUGCACACAGUGGGUAGCUCAUGACUUUGUGCAAUAUUGUAAAAUGAGUGAGAGCCAGUCACCGUACAUUUUACACUCUUCCUGAUUUUGGUUUCCAUUAAUUCAAACCCUCCAUUUUAUACUUUUGCACAGUCAAAAAUCAAUCCCAUUGUGCUUAUCAAAGUUAAGUCAGAGCAUUUAGCUUUGUUUGCAGCUUUGUAACAAAAUGUAUUUCAUAGAGAACUGUACUUCAUGCAAUAGUUUGUAAUUCAUCCAGUGUUACCAAACCCAACUUCAUUGUGUUACUGAGUAAUAUUCUGUUCAAAGGAUAUUGAGCAAUUUUUUUUCUGUGUAAUAGGGAGACUCAAUACAGAAGUAAUCCAUUUAUGCUCAAGGAUUUACUGUUGCUAUUUUUGUCUGUUUUGUUUUCUGAAAGAAAUUUAUAUUAUAUUUAAAACUGCUUUAAAACUUGUUGCUUUGAAAUGACAAUCAAAGAGGUUAAAAAAAAAACCAUGAAGAGAGAAGCUGAAAACAGUUUUAGCUUGGUUAUUCCAUAAAGGUCCUAAACUUUCAAUCUAUUUCUGAGCAAGUAAAUUGGUGCAAUUUAAGUGUAAUCCUUCAUUUGGAAGUUUGUCAGUUAUGAGAAUAAAAGGGUAUGUGAAGAAGCAUAUAGUUCCUGAUCCAUGAUGUGCACUAUUCUGCACAGUGCAGAUAUUUUAAUAAUUUUAAUGCAUAAAAAUUUAAAGCUUUAAAAUUAAGUACGUAAGUCAAUCUGGCUUCGUUAAUGUCAAGGUGGCAGAAAUUUCCACAAAAGUGAAAUGUUAGAUUUUUCUAUCGGAUUUUUAAUUAUGUGGUGCAUAUGGUCAACUAAUACUUGUUCAAUUAAACAAACAAAUGUUGAUUUUUGGUAUUGAAUUUAUACGUACAAUGAAAUAGUUAUGAGUGCAUUGUAUUAAUAACGUACAGAGCAUUGGACCCAACAUGUUCACAUGUUUAUGCCUCACGCAAGUCUCCUCUCAUUUUGAUCUCGUUUUAGAUUACUUACAGUGUGGAAACAGGCCCUUCGGCCCAACAAAUCCACACCGACCCGCCGAAGCGCAACCCACCCAUACCCCUACAUAUACCCCUUACCUAACACUACGGGGAAUUUAGCAUGGCCAAUUCUGUGGGAGGAAACCGGAGCACCCGGUGGAAACCCACGCAGACACGGGGAGAACAUGCAAACUCCACACAGUCAGUCGCCUGAGGCGGGAAUUGAACCCAGGUCCCUGGCGCUGUGAGGCAGCAGUGCUAACUACUGUGCCACCGUGCAAUCUAUCGCAAUCAAUAAUAAUUCCAUUAUUCUCUCUGACCUGUGUUUAUCUAAUUUCUCUUAAAUGCAUCUAUGCAAUUCAUCUCAACGACAUCUGACAGUUGUGACUACCACAUUCUAAUCACUCUCUCUGUAAAGAAUUUCCUUGUGAAUUCAUACUGGACUUAUUGUCUGUCAUAAAUUUAUGGAAUCGAUUUCUGGUUGGCCCCACAGUGGAGAAAUCCAUAAGUGUAUCCUGUAAAAUGAAAGACCUCUAACAGGUCUUAGGCCUUCAUUUUGAAUAGAAAAAAAUCUUCAACCUGUUCAAUCUUUUCUUACUGGAAUAAACUCUGUCUUCUAAUGUCUUCUAAUAAUUUGUUUUUUUUUGCAUUUGCUCCAGUGCCUUUGUUUUCCAUAUAAUAUUGAAACAUGAACAGCUUAGACUACCUUGUGUUAUCUAAUCGAGAAUGUAUGUAAGCAUAACAUAACUCGUGAUUUUAGUUCUGUUCUGCCAGAAAAUUACCCAGGUGCUUGUUUAAUUACUAUGGUCUUGUUAACUGAUAUCAUUAUACAUAGUGAUUUAAACAUCCACACCCCAAACUCUUUGCUCUCCUGCCCCUUUAGACAGUUAUUUAAGAAAUAGUAUAAAACCUCUUUAUUCUUCCUGUCAGAAAAAAAACCUUACAUUUAGCUUUAUUGAAGUUCAAUUGCCACUUGCACAGUGAUUCAUGGAGAUUGUUAGUGCCUUCCUAUAUUUUGUUGUUGUCCCUCUUUGAAUUUAUUAUACAUCCCCAUUUGAUAUCUUCCACUAGAUUUUAAAUUGGGUUUCCAAUUUUCAAGCCCAGAGUAGUUCAUUGCAAGUGUUGAAUAUCAGAGUCCCUGCACUAGUCCUCAUGAAAUACUAUUUUCCACUUUUUGCUAGUCUGAAUAGUCAUGUUGAACCCCUUUGCCUGCUUUGUCACCAGCAUGCUAUCCAUUCUGAUAAUUGUCUUAUGGCUUUAUUUGUGAGCCAACUAAGUGGCAUCUUAUUGAAGGCCUUGUCUUCCUUUUCUGUUACUUUUUCAAAGAAUUUUGUGAAGUUGGUACUGUAUGUUCAUGCCUUAGGAAAUCCAGGCUCCAGAUGUCUUUCUGGUCCUUCUUUGAGUAAGGAUUCCAUCAUCUUUCCUACCAAUGAAUUAAGCUAAUAUAGUCCUUUGGACAUCUUUUAUUGCCUUUUUUUAAACAAAAGUGAUUUAAAUCAAUUCAAAUUUGAAGUAAAAUGGUACUGACAUGUAUUAUAAUCAAUUUUCUUGGAGUUACAAAAGAGAUUAGUUUUUUUUGAGAUGUUAAUUUACUUUAAGAACACAAUAUAGCAAUUAAUGUUCUGUUGUAGUAUGAAAAAGAUUAAAAUUUCUGACUGACUGGUAUUCACAUUUGCUUGGUUGGCUAUAUUAUUUUUAUAGUGCCUGAACACUUUUUAAAUAAUUGUAAUACCAACUUUUUAAUACUUUACCAAAGUGAAUAAUGAUGUUAUAUGAAGCAACAUGCAAAAUUUUCUACUAAACACAAGCAUAAAUUACGUUCAUGUGUUCCUUUUACAGUUUUUAUAAUGGGGUCUAGGGUGAUUAUGCAACUACGCGGAAUAGAUUUUGCCUGGGUUUGUUGUCAGCAAUAUUCAUGUAGACAAGUGUAUUGUGAGAGCUUCUAUUCACUAUUAGUGUAAAGUGUAUAUUAUGUAAAUAAAGUUGCUGAUCAACAAAACUUAAACAAUAUAUCACUAAGUACUAUGAUUUCCAAAGGACAUUAAGUGAUUAUGUGAAAUUAUUGGCCAUUAUUAAACUAUGUGAUUGUUCAA